UAAGAAGAGCAAGAACUUGCUGUGGUUGAAUCUUUACAUGAAUGACAUUGGUGAUGAGGGUGCUGAAAGAUUUGCUGAUGCUUUGAAAGAAAACAGGACGAUAACAACCAUAGAUCUGGGUGGAAAUAAUAUACGUGCUAAGGGGGUUUCUGAAAUAGCUCAAGCUUUGAAAGAUAAUCCUGUCAUUACAACUUUGGAACUUGGCUAUAAUCCCAUUGGGCCAGAUGGAGCAAAAGCUUUGUGUGAAGUUCUAAAGUUCCAUGGAAAUGUAAAAACCCUUAAGCUUGGUUGGUGUCAGAUAGGAGCCAAGGGGGCAGAGUUCAUUGCAGAUAUGUUGAGAUACAAUAGUACCCUUUCAAUUCUAGAUUUGAGGGCAAAUGGGCUCAGAGAUGAAGGUGCAAGAUGUCUGGCUCGCAGCUUGAAAGUGGUUAAUGAAUCUUUAACAUCACUCGACCUGGGAUUCAAUGAAAUUAGGGACGAUGGUGCUUUUGCCAUUGCCCAAGCAUUGAAGGCAAAUGAAGAUGUCACAGUCACUUCUCUUAACCUUGCCAGUAACUUUCUUACAAAAUUUGGUCAGACCGCACUGACAGAUGCAAGAGACCAUGUGUAUGAGAUGACUGAAAAGGAAGUAAAUAUCUUCUUCUAGGAGACUUAUUUAACAGGUGACAAUUGUUUUUUUGGUGAUAAAUUAGCAGAGGGCAUUUUUUGGUUUAUUCUUCCUCCAACGGUUGUUGAUAAGAAGUCAAACUUUAAGUUAAACUUUUGAGCAAAACACAGCUGUUGAGGAGCGUGUGGAAAUUUUGACAUUAAGAGAUUGUAGUUAGCUUCAUCAGCGAGAUAUUCUGCUCACUAAAUUUAUAGUCCCGAAGGUGUCUUUGCAAGCUUUCUCAGUUUAGUCGAUCUAUUAUUGUUGAAGAAUUUUGUAAAUCUAUGGAUUACGGUAAUAAAAGGUAUUUGAUACU
Rubroshorea leprosula is the source of this 962-nucleotide messenger RNA. The record is from the annotation of a GenBank genome assembly. Lineage: Eukaryota; Viridiplantae; Streptophyta; Magnoliopsida; Malvales; Dipterocarpaceae.